AUGUCAGUGGCACCAAAAGACAUCAUGAACUUUGUAUGUCUCCUUUCCUCUCUGACUCAUGACUUCAAGAAGCGACAAAAGGGAGAAAAGAAGAUCACUUUUGAACAUGUGGUGCCCAGUUGUGUCAUUGAAAUGGGAAAGGAGUCAAGGGUGCACUCUGGUGAAAGGAUACUCAAGCGUGCUAUCCGCAAUACAUUGGAUCCUGGAACGCAACGGGUGGACAGUGCCAAGUUCAUCUUUGGUUAUUUUCAAGGCGACCCUUGCCUAGUUGUUCUGGACCAUAAAGUGAAAGCAUCUAUGCGGAAUGCUGAAUACUCAGUCGAGUGUGCUUUCACUGCAGAACAUCUUGUUGCUAGUGCAUGCAAAUGCAAAGCUGGAUGUAGGAACAGAUCCUUGGCAAAUUUGGGAACUCAGCGAGUAUUUUGCACCCUCGGGCUGUUUCCACUUCUUCAACUAUCACAUCUUUUGUUUACCUUUUUGGCAGAACACUUGCUAUAUGAACUGCGAAUACGAUUGGGGAGGGAUGAAGAAGCUUUCUCUCGAUUGGACAUAGAAGAUAGAACGAGAAAGGUUCAGAGUGUUGGAAUUGCUCUCUUGGAGACCAUUCAUUGGAAACUCCUUGAUAGAAGCAGUUCGACACGUCCGAUCGGACAGACGGACAAAUGUCCGUUUGGUCCGUUUAUUCGGGGGAUUCCUAUGAGU
Messenger RNA from Cylindrotheca closterium, 702 nucleotides. The record is from the annotation of a GenBank genome assembly. NCBI's taxonomy places the organism in Eukaryota, Bacillariophyta, Bacillariophyceae, Bacillariales, Bacillariaceae.